GUAAAUACAAAUUUCAGAAAUGUAUUUGCCACUUUCCAGAAAGCACUGCAUCAAUAUCCAGUUUGGGUAAAGUCUAAUCAGGGAAUCAUCAUGGAAGCUAGUUUCUUCCUACUUUUUCUGCUGGCUUUCUGCUCUUCUAUACCCAAGAUAUUUUCUUCUCCAACAACAGACAUAAUCACUACAAAUCAAUUCAUCACAGAUGGUGAAACUAUUGUUUCAUCCGGUGGAACCUUUGAGCUGGGAUUUUUCAACCCCAGCGGUUCCUCAAAUCGAUAUAUUGGGAUAUGGUACAAGCCAAUUCUUCCUUAUGGCCAAACAGUUGUAUGGGUUGCCAACAGAGAAAAACCACUCACAAAUACAUCUUCUGCUGUUUUGAAGGUCACUACGCCGGGAAUACUAGCUCUUCUCAAUGAGAAGAAUGAAAUUAUAUGGUCCACCAACACCUCAAGAUCAGUUCAAAAUCCAAUUGCACUGCUUUUAGAUUCUGGCAAUCUUGUUGUAAAAGAUGCAAACGAUGGCAACUCAGAAAAUUUGCUUUGGCAGAGCUUCAAUAUUCCGACUGAUACAUUCAUGCCUGGUAUGAAGCUCGGCAAGAAUUUCCAAACUGGCCAUGAGGUUUACCUUUCAGCAUGGAAGAACGAUAAUGAUCCAGCUCCAGGCGAAUUCACUCGUAGCAUUGAUCCUACUGGAUAUCCACAGGCCCUCACCAAACGUGGCACAAGUGUAUGGGCUCGUAUAGGACCAUGGAAUGGUAUACGAUUUAGUGGGUCACCUAUAUCACUACUAGAAUGCUGCCAUUUUCACAUUAUUUUCAAUGAAGAGGAGGUUUACUAUAGCUUUUCACUCAUUAAUUACAGCUCGGCUUUAACAAGAACAGUCCUGACUAGCAACGGUGAUAUACAACGCUUUAUGUGGGUGGAUCAGGCAAAGAAAUGGCAUACUCACUUCAAGUUACCUGCGGAUAAUUGUGACACAUAUAGUUUGUGUGGUGUGUAUGGGAGCUGUGAUAUAAAUAGUGAACCUAUUUGUGGAUGUUUGGAGAAGUUUGUAGCUAAACAUCCACAACAAUGGGAAAAGGGAGAUUGGACAGGAGGGUGUGUUCGGAGGACACCCUUAGAUUGCAACAAGGAACAUGUAUUUCUAAAAUAUUCUGGAAUCAAGUUGCCGGAUACUAGGCACUCUCAGUACGAUAAAACCAUGACACUCGAAGAGUGUAGGCAAGUAUGCUCCAAGAACUGCUCCUGCACAGCUUAUUCAAGUCUAAAUAUAAGCAAUGGAGACAAAGGUUGCUUGUUUUGGAUUGGGGAAUUGAUUGACAUAAGAAAGCUGUCUGAAAGAGGACAAGACAUUUUCAUCAGGAUGGAUUCUUCAGAGCAAGAAUCUGAGGCAGGUUCAAACAGAAAGAAGACAGAGAUACUCGCAAUGAGUUUCUCAUUGUUGAUGGCAAUGAUUCUGCUAGGAAUGAUUUUGUUUUUGUACAUAUGGAAAAAGAAGAAGAAACUAAAACUCCAAGACGAAUUUGAGCUGCCAAUGUUCCAAUUGUCGACAAUAACAAGAGCCACAAAUAACUUUUCGGUCAACAACAAAAUUGGAGAGGGUGGAUUUGGACCUGUUUAUAAGGGAGUGCUGGAAGAGGGACAAGAAAUUGCUGUGAAGAGACUUUCAAGGACAUCCAUGCAAGGACUCAAUGAAUUCAAGAACGAAGUUAUAUAUAUUGCCAAGCUUCAGCAUCGGAAUCUUGUGAGACUUCUGGGUUGCUGUCUUCAAGGGGAAGAAAAGAUGUUAAUCUACGAAUACAUGCCUAACAAAAGCCUAGAUUCAUACAUAUUUGGUUUGGAUUUCUAA
Molecule: messenger RNA, 1845 nt
Organism: Lycium ferocissimum
Lineage: Eukaryota; Viridiplantae; Streptophyta; Magnoliopsida; Solanales; Solanaceae
Product: G-type lectin S-receptor-like serine/threonine-protein kinase At4g27290
Exons: 3
Coding region: 91-1845 (584 amino acids)
Biological process (GO): recognition of pollen; protein phosphorylation
Molecular function (GO): protein kinase activity; ATP binding
Source: RefSeq, a predicted model, not a curated record